AUGACUACAGCUUUCACCUCCAGUGAGCAACGAAGACUGCCUAGCGGCGCAACUACCAUUAUUCAAGAAUGCAAUGGAUCGAGUGAGAACUUUGACUAUGAAGGCUCCGCGACUUGGUCCAGUGCUAUACAGGAAGAUGCGAGACCGACCCAGGCUACCUCCCUGCGAUCGAUUCUAGGGACCAUAGCACACAUCGCCCUGUGCUUAGCCUGGAUCUGGUAUCUACACGCGAGAUUGCGAGCAUGCUGGUAUUCGACUUCAACCACAGCAGCCAAGUACCGUUAUGAGUGGCUCAUCCUAUUGUGUGAAGUCGUCCAGGCAUGUCCAGAGAUCUUGCAAAUCAUGGAGAUUACCACGAGCUUUGCAGCGGCAGGGUCAUCCAGGAGACCGAGCCUUAAACUCAGGGGUGACACGGCACCGAUGGUCCAUGUCUUUGUCACGGUAUGCGGCGAAGAUGUCGACAUCAUUAUGGACACUGUCCACGCCGCCGCGAUACAGAACUACCCAAAGUCUUCCUACAGGGUCUUUGUGCUGGACGAUUCCAAGGACGAUCGGCUUCGUCUCGCCGUAGACAGGCUCAAUGAGCGACUGAAACGGACGAGUCACCACCCAGUAUGCUAUCUCGACCGCGAGAAGAAACCAGGCAUUCCGCAUUACUAUAAAUCCGGCAACCUUCGAUUCGGACAUGAAGUCAGUAAGGAGCUGUACGGCAGCUCCGAGUUCGUCGCCGCUCUGGACGCAGACAUGAUCCCAGAGGCGGACUGGCUGGCAAAGACAGUCCCUCAUCUCCUUCGCUCGCCCACCACGGCUCUUGUGAGUCCCCCUCAGCUGUCGUACAACAUUCCCGAAGGCGACGAACUGGGCCAGGAUUCCAACGUGUUCCAAUUGAUCAUGGAGCCGAUUCGAGACUCUUUCGGCUGCAGUCAAUGCUCUGGCUCGGGGUACGUGAUGCGUCGUCGGGCUCUGGACAGCAUUGGUGGCUGGCCUCUGUCCAAUGUUGGUGAGGAUAUCGUGUGCUCGUAUGUGCUUGUCCAGGCAGGGUGGAAAGCUGCCUUUAUCGAAGAUGAAUUGCAAUUUGGCAUGGCGCCCGGCUCACUCCAUGCGUAUGCUGCUCAACGAGUGCGAUGGACAGCCGGCAGCCUUCUCGUCGCUCGGAAGUUCAACUUCUUCCUACCUUGGCUCAACAAGUCCUCCCUAUCAUCCGCCCAACGUUUCUUCGGCAUGCACCACGCAUUCAAGACAUACUUCAGCACGGCUCUGAUCCUACCCCUGAUCCUGCUCCCUCUACUGGCCUUAUCCCCAGGACUCAUAUCGACACACGAGACCCUCGAUCGCCGCGCCCUUCGCACCCCCUAUCUCUUCCUAUGGCUCUCCUCGAAAAUCUGGAAGUACCUCAUCUUCAGCCAAGUCGGCACCAAAAACCUAAGCAACAUCUCCCGGAACCGCUAUUGGGUCGUUCCAUACCACAUCACCGCCCUCCUGCAGUCUUUCACCACAACCCCCCAAAACACCCCCUUCACCGCCACCGGCACCCUCAAAUCGCCCCUCGACGAACGCUCCCCUUCGCACCGCCGCCCCCUCCUCGAGCGCCUCUCGAACCCCCUCGUCCUCAUGCACACGCUCUACUUCCUCUUCGCAAGUCUCGCACUCAUGAAAACCUUUGCCGCCAUGAUCUCCUCCAAAACUCAAGACUCCCUUCCCCCGAACUCGUACAUCCACACCGCCGCAAUCCUGCGCCUCGUGGAGAUUUUCUGCGCCACCGCGACGCCCGUAAGGUAUAUGCUUUUUCCGCCGAGCGUGAGGGAGAGGAGGGAGUAUUUGGUUAAGGAUGAGAGGACGGGGGUGUAUAGGUCGAGGCGGAAGACGUGGGUUAAGCGGGAGGGAGGUGUUGUUUCGUGGAGGGAGUUGGUGGAGGUUGGGGUGGUGUUUGUGGGGGAUUGGUUGUGA
This is a messenger RNA of Zasmidium cellare ATCC 36951, 1947 nucleotides long. Its product is annotated as glycosyltransferase family 2 protein. The record is from RefSeq and is a predicted model, not a curated record. NCBI's taxonomy places the organism in Eukaryota, Fungi, Ascomycota, Dothideomycetes, Mycosphaerellales, Mycosphaerellaceae. The coding region runs from base 1 to 1947 and encodes 648 amino acids. The transcript has 4 exons.